UAUCAGGUGCAAUCCUUGAAAAGAGUCAAAGCAACCUUACUCUAGAGACUUUUAUAGCAACUUGCAAUUGCCUUCAGAUAAAUGAAGCAAGUUUUGUUCUCCCUCUUACUCCUGCUUUUUUCUUCAUUACAUUCAACCACAUCAUUAGCACAAGCACCUGAUGCAGCCCCUAAAGCCCCAGCAAAACCAAUUGUCCCAACACUACCCCAAUCACCAUCUUCUGAUCCCUCUGAUUCUUCCACUGAUGACAUCAUCACAAUUUUGAGAAAGGCCAAAUCAUUCAACAUCUUAAUUCGCCUAUUGAAAACCACACAAUUGAUCAAUCAAAUCAAUGCACAGAUCAUGACCACAAAAUCUGGUGGCUUAACAAUCUUUGCACCUGAUGAUGGUAGCUUUUCACAGCUAAAAGCAGGGUUCCUCAACUCUCUAGGUGACAACCAAAAGAUAGAAUUUUUACAGUUCCAUGUUCUACCCAUUUAUGUUUCAAGCUCAAAUUUCGAUUCUUUGACCAACCCCGUGAGAACACUAGCCGGUGAUAACCCAAGUAGGUUGCAACUAAACGUGACAGCUUUUGGCAACAAUGUGAAUAUCUCAACAGGAGUGGUUAAUGCUACUGUCACAGGAAUUGUUUACUCUGACAAGGUGCUUGCAAUAUAUCAUGUUGACAAGGUGCUUCUUCCUUUGGACUUCUUCAUACCUAUGCCUCCAAGUCCCGCACCCUCUCUCGCAACAGCACCAAAAACUUCCGGUGACGAUGAUGAUCGAGUUGGAACAUCCAAGGACAGUUCUGGAGCAUUCAGUUUGAUAAGCAUUCAAGGAACAACGUUGGUGUCCAUUGGAGUUGCUUUGGUUGCGUUGCUGAUUAUGUCAAGUUGAAGGGUGUCCAUAACAGACUUAACAUUUGAUGAUUAUUUUGACUUUAUGUUUUUUUCCGGAGCUGCGUAGGAAGAGUGUUGUUUGUCUGAGGGACAUGUGAAUU
Molecule: messenger RNA, 979 nt
Organism: Abrus precatorius (Indian licorice)
Lineage: Eukaryota; Viridiplantae; Streptophyta; Magnoliopsida; Fabales; Fabaceae
Product: fasciclin-like arabinogalactan protein 12
Exons: 1
Coding region: 82-876 (264 amino acids)
Source: RefSeq, a predicted model, not a curated record